AUGAGUUAUUUUAUUAUUUUUGUUAUUUUUUCCGGAGCUCUGUCUCUCGCAUCGGCAUGUUUGGGCAAAAAUAUCUUAAGGGCCGGAGUAAUAUCUUGUCAAGAUAAACAGACUAUAUUGGAUGAACACAAUCGAUUACGUCAGCUAAUAGCAUUAGGACAAGUCCAUGGGCAGCCUCCAGCAGCAAAUAUGAUGGAAAUGAUUUGGGAUGAUGAGUUAGCGGCGACAGCACAAAAAUGGGCGGAAACAUGCUCGGAAUCUCAUGAUAAUAAUCGACAUGUUCGGAGAUUCACAGUAGGACAAAAUAUAGCCCGUACAUGGACAACAAGACCACCAGGACCUUACGAUGCAGAACCGAAUUGGCGAAGACAAAUUUCUGGUUGGUUCAAUGAAGUACAGUACUUCCACACAGGCUAUGGUCGUGAUACUGCACACUAUACUCAGAUCGUCUGGGCCGACACUUUCUUAGUCGGCUGUGGCUACACAUUUUUCUACGAUCCUGCAAGAGGAUACACCAAGAACUACGUUUGUAAUUACGGUCCCAGCGGGAACGUUCUUGGAUUCGCGCCAUACCAAUCUGGGCAGCCUUCAUGCACAGCUUAUGGGUUGUCUUUCUCUAACAGAUAUGCGGGACUCUGUUCUCGAGGAAAUUAUUACUACCUUGGUGCUUUAUGUGGUUAUGUUUAUUAG
Microplitis demolitor is the source of this 690-nucleotide messenger RNA. Its product is annotated as venom allergen 5. NCBI's taxonomy places the organism in Eukaryota, Metazoa, Arthropoda, Insecta, Hymenoptera, Braconidae. The coding region runs from base 1 to 690 and encodes 229 amino acids. The record is from RefSeq and is a predicted model, not a curated record. The transcript has 7 exons.